GGCGCCUGGCGUUCGCUGGAGGGGCUGCCUCGCUUGGUGUCACCCCGCGCUGCGCCGCCGGCUCAGCCAGACGCGCGCUCCGAGGGCGCACGGGCCGGGCGCACGGACUGUACGGGCGUUUUGGGUCGGCGGGGCCGCUUUGGGGUGGCGCCUCGCGGCUUCCUCGUGUCUCUCGGGCUGGGCUGGAGCCCGGCGGCGAAGGGGAAGCCGGGCAGCUGGCUGGGCGAUGGCCCCGGAGCCGGGGGAAAACGCUGCCCGGCUGCUGCUGCUGCUGCCGCCGCUGCUGCUCCUGCUUCUCCUGCGGGCGCAAGGCGCGCGCGGCUUCGACGAGGAGGAGCGCCGCUGCGAUGCCAUCCGCAUCCCCAUGUGCCAGAACCUGGGCUACAACGUCACCAAGAUGCCCAACUUGGCCGGCAACGACUGGCAGCCCGACGCCGAGCUGCAGCUCACCACCUUCACGCCGCUCAUCCAGUACGGCUGCUCCAGCCAGCUCAAGGUGGGUCCGACGUAUGGGCUCUUUCCCUCGCUCGCCAAACGCCCAGGGAUUUAUCCGGCCCUCGAGGCUGGUAAAGGCUGCCGCUUACUUUGGGCUGCGCGCCGGCGGAGCUCCCCACGGACGCUUCUCCUUGGGGAGUCGUCAGCCUUGAGCUGCGCCCAGUUGCCUCCCGAAGGUUGCGAUCCUGAGCCCACUUUACGUAGGAGGAGUAAUCCCGUUCGGACCGCACCGGGCUUUAACGUCGGGGAAAACGCGCGCAAAAGAGAACGCCGCUCAGCCACUUCUGGGUUUUUCAAAAGACUGGUGUUUUUUAGCGCCAGCAAUGAGCCAGAAGUGGACGCUGCGGCUGGAGUGAAUGCAUGAGAGGGUCUCGGGGCGUGUGCAGAGUGCAUUUCCCUUACCGCUGUGGGAAGGUGGUGAUUCGUCCUCUGAGGGUGGGAGCGCACUUCACAAGCCUAGACGUGGGGGGCUACGUGCUCGGGAGCGGAAUGCUUUCUGUUCAUGCUUAAGGUUACUGUUCUCUUAUUGCUGCACACAAAAAGGAACUUUAGCCAAGGAUGUUGAAGGUGGGUGGUGGGGCUCCGCCUCAGACCCAAUUCUUCUGCCAUACCUGGCGUGUUAUUCACUGCUAGGAUGAGGAAAUGGUGAGUGUUCCCCACCCUUUCGAAACACACUCAUGGCAGCAAUGGAGAGCCUAAUCCAUUCCUGGGUGUUUCCAGACAGAAGGCUUUGGGGGGAUCAGGUGUGGCUGAUUCAGCUGGGAGUCUGAAGCUGGCCAACUCUCAAACAGGGCGGUGCGUUGUGCGUGCCAUGCCCACCCUUCAUAGUUCAAACCUCAGACGGGGGGCUUAUUGGAUCCGAGUCCAAAAGGCUGGAGAUCAGAGUUGCCUUUCUGCUUGAGUGUAAAGCCCUUUCGCUGUUCGACGCUACUUUUUGCUCCCUGUGCCACCUGCCUCUUUGUGUUUUGAUUUCCAUCUCCUCCUUUGUCUCUUCCCCAUUUUGCCGUGAUGACCUGAUAACGAACCUCUGGUGUCAGUAGCCCUAAACGCUCUGGGAUCCCCGGUUCUUGGAAACCCAAUAAUCCAGCCUGCUGCCCCUUUCAGGUGUUCCCUCCCUCGGCCCGGCAGUUUGGUGCAGAAAAGCUGUUGAGCCCUCCAGCGGCAGGCACCAACUUUAAUCCAGCUCUGCCUCCGCAUGCCUGGAGCUUUUGCUGGGCAGAUGUUGCUAAGCCGGGCAAAGCCACCCCUGCAAGAAGAACUCCCCCAGGAAUCCUGUUUGCCCUGUGUACCUGACCCCUUGAAACUCAGAUACAUACACCCCCAAUUGCACAAGGACGGACACGCUAGACUUCUGCACAGCCCCAGGGAAACGUGUCUCCUUCUCCUUGAGCUGCUUUGUGGAACUUUGCACCAGAUAUAGACCAUCUCCCUCCUUUGUAGAGCUGACCUGAGCCACACAGACACACCCUCUGAUUGCAGGAGAGUCUUUAGAAAGCGAUGCUUCCGCAGGGGGCUUCCCAGAAUCUUGCAUUUGCUGGGGAGCCGCAGCAGGUCUGCGGUAGACCUUCAGUUCUUUUCAGUGAAUUGCCACGGCUCACAAUCAGUCCAACGCCCGCUUUGCUAUGCUUUGGCACAACCUGGCGCAAAGAGCCCAGAGGGCAGAUAGUAGCUGACAUUUAGAAGAGAGGAAAAACACACACACAAAAACAACCUUUGCCAAGUAUCUCAAAGCAGCAGGUGCAAUUGGAUAUUUACCCCCACUGGUGGGUGGGUGGAAGAGGGAGGGAGAGAGAAGAGUUCAAAUUAGGAACGCCACACAUUGAGACAUCUUCACAGCUUUCUGAAGAUGGGUUGCAAAUUCUUGCCAUCCAAGGUGAGGAGGGUGGCAGGUGCAUUUAAGCCAACCAGGAUUCAGCCCUGCCCCCGUCAUUUGCAGUUUUGUUUUGGUAAUUCUCUGUUCAGUUGCAGUGAGGAAGGUUGUUUGCUCCUUUAUUUUCCAACUUGCCCGUGGGCAGUUAAUAUCUAACUUGCAACUCUGGAGUGCAAAGCCACAGUUCCAGAAAUCCCUGUGCAUUUCCUGCUUUUCCUCCAUGGAGUCCAAGGCUGCAUAUGUAGUAGUUCUCUCCCAGCUCCCACCAAAUUUUACAACAACCCUGCGAGGUUGGUUAGGCUGACCCAGGGGCAUCUAGUGAGCUUCAUAACAGCAGCAGGGAUUUUGGACCUGCUUCUUCCUGGAACUACGAUAGUCUGAGACGAAAUGUCAAAGCUGCUUAUGCCAUUUCCCUUCUAUUGUACGCAGAGCAGCUUGCAACGUAAGAAUAAAAACAAUCAAACAAGUGAGUUAUAAAAUAUGCAACUAAACCACACUCUUCUGGGCCUGGAAGGAAACAGGAAGGCUUAUGCAGACAUGCGAGAAGGAACUUUUGGUGCAAACAUUUCCACUGGGUGUGAAUCUGCAGAUAAGAAACCCACUUACAAUAACAUCUAAAUCCAGGAGGGGCUGCCAGGGUGAAACAGAAUAUUCAAAAGAUCUCUCCAGUUCUCUUUCGCUUCCCGCGUUCUCCCCCCUCCCUCUCUUGAGGUUAAUUUACCCGUGAAGUCGGAAAGCAGUUGGCUUAAGAAACGAUGGAGCUGAAAUGGUCCCCCCCCCUUCUGAUUGGCAGGUUAUCCCUGCCUGAAUGUAUGUACCCUCUGGCAGCUCAGGAAUUUGGACUGCGGCUCACACAGGAGAGAGUGCACUCUGAAUUGGAGUUAAUAAACAAAACGAGGAGCAGCUAUGCCUGGAGUAUUCCAGCUAUUUUCACACCACUGGAGAGAGAAUCUUUGAGUUGACUUCUAAAUGGAAUGUACUAAAGAAAUGGGCAACUGUGCAGCUUCCAAGCGCAUGCGAUGGCAAAUGAAAUGCUCGUUUUUUUCAUGCAGUUAAAACAGCCUUGCAAAUAAGCUCAGACAAGUUACUAGCCCACAGAUAUUUUUAUUAGCCCACAUUAGUAACUGCGGCCUAAGAUUAUUGUGAUGUUUUAAAGCAUUCCUGCCUGGUCAUAGGAUCAUAGAAUCUUAGCGUUGGAAAGGGACCCCAGGGGUCAUCUAGUCCAACCCCCCGCAAUGCAGGAAUUUCAGCUAAAGCAUCCUUGACAGAUAGCCAUCUCAGAUGGUCAUUGAGAGGGAUUCUGUACUUACUGCUGGCAGCUAAAGUGGUUGUUUACAAGCUUAAUUUUCCUUCCUUCUUUAAAACUGUUUCUUAAUGGGAAGCCUGGUAUUCUCUUGCAUGUUUGGGAAAUAAAGCUCUUUCAGAGUUUAAAGAGACAGGUUUAAUUUAAAGAGCAUAGGUCUUGGACAUGUCACUGAGCCCUUGUCUGAAAAAUGGGAGUAAUGAGACUAUAAAGCACUUUGCUAGACUUAUUCCCAGCACUACCAAAACUUUCAGAACCCUAAAAAAGGGAGAAAAUCUGUCGAAACUUGGAAGUUAUCCUGCCCAUGCUCACUUCAUAAAUGCAGAGUUUUAAAAUCUGUAUCUGAGGGCAGAACUCAAAACUUGGGUUCUUACACUUGCAUUAAAUAAUCCCCGGAAGCAAUAAUAGUGUGGCUUAGAAUCAUGAAUUGUACAAUUGGAAAGGGACACCAGGGGUCAUCUAGUCCAACCCUCUACAAGGCAAGAAUAUUCUGUUUGAUUCUGUUGCAUGGGUCAGGCAUGAUAGCCAAGUCUUUAUAGAAUUGAAGGAGGAGAUGCUCUGGAUGGAAUUGUAGUCUGGGAGGGGGGAGAUAUAUCAUUGCCCUUUCCCAUGAAAUUUACCCUCUGUAGCAUAUUUUCUAGUUUGAGUUUAUACAGUGGUGCGUCGGUUUCAGAACAGCGCUGUUUAUGAACAAUUCGGUUUACGAACGCCACAAAAUUGGAAGUAGUGUCCCGGUUUGAGGACUUUUACCUCAGUCUGAGAAUGGAAUCUGAAUGGUGGAAAGGCACUGGCGGUGGGAAGCCUCACUAGGGAAAGCGUGCCUCGGUUUAAGAACCAUUUUGGUUUAAGAACGGACUUCCGGAACAGGUUAAGUUCGUAAACUGAGGUACCACUGUACAGUGGUACCUCGAGUUAAGAACUUAAUUCAUUCUGGAGGUCUCUUCUUAACCUGAAACUGUUCUUAACCUGAGGUACCAUUUUAGCUAAUGGGGCGUCCUGCUGCUGCCGUGCGGCCGCCGCACAAUUUCUGUUCUCAUCCAGAGGUAAAGUUCUUAACCUGAGGUACUAUUUCUGGGUUAGUGGAGUCUGUAACCUGAAGUGUCUGUAACCUGAAGUGUCUGUAACCCGAGGUACCACUGUACUCCUUAAAAAUUCUUGUGUUCUGGACCAAACUAAAUGUGCCUUGUCACACAAUUUGGUGUUGCAGAGCUUUUCGUUUCGUUGUUUAGCAGCAGUAUAGCCCAGUCAGGACUGUCGUGUGGUGGGGGUCUACAGUCUUAACCAGACUCCCCUCCCUGAUCCUGCAAUCUGCCAUGGAAGGAGGAAAGGGACCAUCACAAAUAGUCGGAAGGCCGGGUGAGUCCUGACUGGGACAGUGGCAAAGGGAUUGAAACUCUCCCUUCCUGCAGGCCCAGCCUGGGACAUCCCCCCCUGGAGCCACCUAUUUCUUAAACAAGCGACUAUGCAGCAUCAAACCACAUGAUAAAAGUUAGGGUUUGCCUUAUUUUAAUAAGUGAAAAUCCUGACACAAAAUAAAAUUGCCUAUUUUUAAGGGAAAUCGGGGGGAAAUGACAUUGCUGGCAUGGCUUGCCAUACGUCCGGAUUUUCCUGGAUGCUCCUGCCAAUUUCCACCUGGACACUGCUUAUCACCACAGCAUUCCAGAUAUGUCUGGGAAAUUCUGGACGUAUGGCAAUCCUAUAAAAGUCCCAUCUGGUUUGGCCCAUGGCCUUCAAGAAUGAAUGAUGUGCUUUUUCUGUAUGCAUUUUGUGAAAUAUAGCUCUGUGCUGAUCCUUGGUGUGACCUUGGCCAAAUCUUAAAGUGUGAGCAAAAUGCAGACUGAAGCUUUUGCAACUGAACACUUUCAGGUUUAUGUUCUGUAUUAAAAAGCGAUUCCCAAGUUUAUUUUCCCUCAGUGGUUUGGGGUGGGGAGAGCGUGCUGGUGCCUACCUACAGCCUCCUAAAAGUUGUCUUGUCCUUUCUUUCCUCCCCCCUCUCUCUUUCUUCCAGUUCUUCCUUUGCUCCGUCUAUGUCCCCUUGUGCACGGAGAAGAUCGACACCCCGAUCGGCCCCUGCAGCGGCAUGUGCCUCUCCGUCAAGAGGCGCUGUGAGCCGGUCCUGAAGGAAUUCGGCUUCUCCUGGCCGGAAACCCUGAACUGCAGCAAGUUCCCGCCGCAAAAUGGCGACAACCACAUGUGCAUGGAGGGCCCGGGGGACGAAGAGGUGCCUCUUCACAGCAAGUCGCCCUUGAACCCUGGAGAGGAAUGCCACUCAGUGGGAUCCAACCCGGACCAAUACAUCUGGGUCAAGAGGAGCCUGAACUGCGCCCUUAAGUGUGGUUACGACGCCGGCCUCUACAGCCGCUCGGCCAAGGAGUUUACAGACAUCUGGAUGGCUGUGUGGGCUAGCCUGUGCUUCAUUUCCACAGCCUUCACGGUCCUGACCUUUCUGGUUGAUUCCUAUCGGUUUUCCUACCCCGAACGCCCCAUCAUCUUCCUGAGCAUGUGCUACAAUAUUUAUAGCAUCGCCUAUAUCGUCCGGCUGAUCGUGGGCCGGGAGAGGAUUUCCUGCGACUUUGAGGAGGCGGCAGAACCUGUCCUCGUCCAAGAAGGCCUCAAGAACACAGGAUGUGCUAUCAUUUUCCUGCUGAUGUACUUUUUCGGGAUGGCCAGCUCCAUCUGGUGGGUGAUCCUGACCCUGACCUGGUUCCUGGCCGCAGGGCUCAAGUGGGGCCACGAGGCCAUCGAAAUGCACAGCUCCUAUUUCCACAUCGCGGCCUGGGCCAUCCCCGCCGUCAAGACCAUCGUCAUCCUGAUCAUGAGGCUGGUGGACGUGGACGAGCUGACCGGGCUGUGCUACGUGGGGAACCAGAACCUGGACGCACUGACGGGUUUCGUGGUGGCUCCUCUUUUCACCUAUUUGGUGAUCGGGACCCUGUUCAUUGCGGCCGGCCUGGUGGCUCUGUUUAAAAUCAGGUCCAACCUUCAGAAGGACGGGACGAAAACCGACAAGCUGGAGAGGCUGAUGGUGAAAAUCGGGGUCUUUUCGGUGCUCUACACCGUCCCGGCCACCUGCGUCAUCGCCUGCUACUUCUACGAAAUCUCCAAUUGGACUAUCUUCCGCUACUCGGCGGACGACUCCAACAUGGCGGUGGAGAUGCUGAAGAUCUUCAUGUCCUUGCUGGUGGGCAUCACCUCCGGCAUGUGGAUUUGGUCUGCCAAAACGCUACACACCUGGCAGAAGUGCUCGAACCGGCUGGUGAACUCUGGCAGGGUGAAACGGGGGGAGAAGAGGGCCGACGGCUGGGUGAAGCCUGGGAAAGGGAACGAGACUGUUGUAUAAAGUGGACCAACGCACGGCGGGCAGACCUGCCGGGUGCGCUCUCUCUCCGCCUGUGGGAAGAGCCAGGUUCACGCGAGCAACUGCGGCAGGAACGUCGCAGUGGUUUGCGUGCCACGGAAAGAAGCUGUGCUUUUUGGGAGGUGGUGGGGAAAGGGCGCGCAGAGAAGGCCCGAAUAAACUGCAAGGACUUGUUUGUGUGUGUGUGCUGUGAACAGCAGGGCUUUGCUCCCGCAAAAAAACAGCAACAAAGGGAGCCUGCAGAGGCUUUCAGAAGCUGUGAAGACAAAAAAUGGGAACCGGUUGAAAUGCGGCCUCCUUGUGCCUUGAGGAGUCUUGGGACUUAGCACCUCCUAGUGACGCAUCAUGUGCCUUCUCUUUAUUCCUCCUCACCCUGCCCUGAGUUGUAUUUUUAGCUCCGUGUCUUGUGCAGGAAAGAAUUUAGAAAGGGGAUCUCUGCUGCUGUUGUUCUAGGGAACUCUUCUUCAGGGCUGCUGGCUUCCAGGGACUUGAGAUCCUGCUGCGCAAAGGUCUGCCGCCAUGGAGGGUUGGAAGGUGAACGUUCGUCUUCCAGCGCCUGCCCUGAUGUCUGCAUGCCACUAGGGCUGUCAGAUAAUCGGAAGCCAAGCACAGUCCCUAUAGUCUAUGCCAGCCUAGGACAACCUGGCGGCCUUCAGCUAUUGCUGGGCUACAUCAGCCCCUGCCCGCACCCCAUGCUGAUGGGAGUUGUAGUCCCAACAACCUCUGGAGUCCACAAGGUUGUCCGAGGUCAAUCCAAACCAUGAGUAGGCAGAAGGUAGCUUACUGGUAGAUUUCUGAGAUGUUUGCUGUUGGUCUGCAAGGACGCCUGACUCUUAGAUGUUCAACCAUAGCAGCAACACAGUGACCCUCUCUGAAUUAUACUGCUGAAAUGAAGGAAGCUUGGGGUAACCCAGGGGUGUGUGUGUCUGUGUGGAAGGCCUGUAAGAUCUAUCCAGUUCUGGGACUUGGAAGCACAUUUCUGGGCUCAGAUUUCUUUCGUUCUUUCCCAGUAUUAGGUGUUCUGCACAAGCUCCAGGUGCUGAACAUCAGGAUCUUAAGUUAAAAAGCAAAACCAAAGGAGAUCCUUGAAACUUGCUGCCCUGUGGUCUCAGCAGUGGCACUCUCCCGGCUGCGAAGGCGCUGCUGCUUACAAGAAAUAGACAGGAUAAGGGUGGUGAGUGAUGGGUUGGCAGCGUUGGGGUCCUGCUGGUGUAUGGGGGAUGUCGCCCUCCAGCCAUACAGCUGCCUGUCCCUGCCGCAGCGACAUCACAGCCAGGAGGGUGCCUCUGCCAUUUGCGCCCCCCCUUCCUAUGCCACUGCUGCCCGGUCCACAGCUAUAAAGCUACUGGCUUGCUAAAAUUCAGACAUGUCCACGACCCCCUUCUUCCUGUGCUAUAAGAAACCCCUGGCUUUACUUUGAGAAGCAUUCACAGACAGGCUGAACUGGUAGAGCUCUGUGGCUCAGGCUGCAAAGGCUCUGGGCUGCCUCCAGACAAGGGCCACACUCGCACCUGUGCUGCUAAUUUUCCCAGGAACUGAUCUACCAUGUUCAGAGUAAUUGUACGGAGCAGCCUUGGUUGGACUGUAACAUUUCUAGCUGCAGUUGUGAGACUAGCUGUCUAAAUACCCAUGAUCAUUUACGACACCCCCCAAAUCUUCUUGCAUGUAGAAAGCUAGCACCUCAGGGAGAGUGCUCGGCCCGAAUCUGUCACCUUGAUGGGCUAGUUUUCUUUCUUUCUUUAAAGGCCAGGAUUUAGAGAGCAUCCGACAUGCAACUCCCACCUGUUGUCUGAAGAGGUUACAACCUCGAUAGAGGGCGAGAGCGUGUGGUUGCUCUCAAUGCUCAGGUCAGCUUUUGAUAAGUCCAUUUGAUAAGAUCCAUUCAUGCAAGCUGUUGGGUUUAAUGGGAUUUGGAUGGCGCCGUCCUUUGGGAAAUUCACCGUGUCCUCUUGCACGGUUCUUGUUUCAGCGAGGCUUUGUGCAAGAGAGUUGCCUGCUUGGCUGUGCUUAUUGGGAGAGACAAAAAAGUUGGAAACUGAGAGCCUAACCUUAGCUUGCAGCUAGAUUCCCAUCUCUCUUCUCCCUCUCCUUUUCCCCGAAUCUCUUUCAGUCUUCCCCCAGCACUGAUACAUGACUCUGCUGUUCCCAGUGUCACACACUCUCCAGUCUCAAUAAGAAAAAGUGCUCCUUUAUUUUUAUAGUCGUCUUUCCGUCUAGAGCAUGUGGGUUAAUAAGGAAAAGUGAGUGGAGGGUCAUUUCUGACAAUUGGCUUAUUCAGAGACUGUUUUGUUUUGGUUUCUUUUUCUCUCCUCCCCUUGCCUCGCCAAACCCCACUCAUUCUCCCCCCCCCCCACCGGCCACCGCCGCCCCAGGCCCUCCAAGUAAACCUAUCAGUCCUUCCCCGGAGACCCAUUGCAUUAAGCAAUUAAGGCUUAAUAUAUUUCACUCUGUGUGAUUGCAUCUGUGUCGACGCCGGUCUGGGCAAACCGAAAUGUUAAGUUCCUUGGCAGCUUUGCCUGUGCACAGAUCAGUUGCAUAAUUUGUGUGUCAAUUACAAUUAAAAAGACAUUCUCCAGCCAUGAGACCAGGGGGUACAGCUGACUCACUCUGAACCAAAAUGAAAGCGCUGUUUGUGCGUGCGUGUCUUUAUCAGUCUGAGAAGAAUGUGAGUGCAUGCUUUUCUUUUCUUUUCUUGUCUUUAGCUAAAAGGGUAAGCUGCCCCCUCACCCCACCUGCCCUGUUACAUGACCCCAAGAGAAUAAACCUGGCUAUUGCUUAGUGAGUAAUGCCAUCUUAAAGCUAGGCAGCCAAGUUCAGUGAAGCAAUAUUUAGCUGGUGGGAGUUUGAUGACUGUAAACUUGACUUUAGCCUGUAGGCAGUUGGCAGAAGCUGCUCAGAUGUUUGUCAGAGAACAGAAUGUUAAUGGUUGCCCGAUUGCCUGGCGGGCAAUUGCGUUCACAGCACGGCUUGCCUUCCUUGUGUGGGCCUUGAAUUCAAGAGUUUUCUUCUUGCGUCCCUUCCCUGUGCAUGCACAGUCCUUUCUCCAAUGUGCAAAUGUUGAGCAUGGGUGGCGCAUACCAUGGAGAGCAGCCGGGAGGGGGAAGCUGCGGCCCCUCCAGAUAUUGCUGAAUCCCAACUCCCAUCGUUCCUGACCUUGGCCCUGUUGGCAGGGGAAGAUGGGAGUCGAGUCCCAACAACAAGCAGAGGGCCAUCGUUUCUUUGUAGGAGAAGGAGGUGCCACUGUAUAGGCACAUGUGCAAACCAAGUGCUAAAAUAAUAUCCCUCCCUCCCCGGCUGGUACUUUUGGGUUGGCACCGCAAGCACAGAGCUGGGAGCGUGGAGAGCUGCACAUGUCUCCUGCUGCUCUCCCUAGGCUCCUUUUAAAAAAAGAAAAGAAAAUCUUUCCGGUCCAGUUGGCUGGUGAUAGAAGGAGUUGCAGUAAUAUUUUCCCCUCUCCCUUUCCAAAGAGGGACACGGGUGGCGCUGUGGUCUAAACUACAGAGCCUAUGACUUGCCGAUCAGAAGGUAGGCGGUUCGAAUCCCCACGACGGGGUGAGCUCCCAUUGCUCGGUCCCUGCUCCUGCCAACCUAGCAGUUCAAAAGCACGUCAAAGUGCAAGUAGAUAAAUAGGUACCACUCCAGCGGGAAGGUAAACAGCAUUUCUGUGCAUUGCUCUGGUUUGCCAGAAGCGGCUUCGUCAUGCUGGCCACAUGACCAGGAAGCUGUACGCCGGCUCCCUCGGCCAGUAAAGCGAGAUGAGCGCCGCACCCAAGUCGCCCACAACUGGACCUAAUGGUCAGGGGUCCCUUUACUUUACCUUUCCAAAGAUCAUUCAAGUGCCUCUUUCAAGCUGCCUCGAUCAAUGCAUAUGACAGAUUGUUUCUGCUGGGUGCCUUUUAAAAAAAGCACCUGCUCAAACCUGUUGGCGCUCGAGAGUUCUGCUGUUGUUUCCUUUCUCCCUUUUCACCCACUUCAGUGGCUACGUCCGAGCUACUGCUCCAGAGGUUAUUUCAAGCCCACCCACCGGUUCCCAUGUUGCCAGUGAUAGCACAGUGUAGGGAAUUGGCCCGAUGCUCAAACGCUAGUUUCUCCCCAGGAUGAACAGUGAUUUUCUACCGCCACUGCUUUAGACACCGGCUGCAUUCACAAGGCAGUUUAUUCCUUUUCCACAACUUCCCUCUAACUCCUAAGCUCUGCAUUCUAUUUGAGCUUUUGCAAAACUUUAAAAGUCACUUCUGGAACUAUCGUGCAACAUUGUGUCUGUGAUAUUUGCUUCCAGAAAAAUAAACCUGUUUGCAAAUACAGUCAUACCUCGGGUUGAAUGCGCUUCGGGUUGAGCGCUUUCGAGUUGCACUCCGCAGCAACCCGGAAGUAAUGAAGGGUGUUACUUCCGGGUUUCGCCGCUUGCGCAUGUGCAGACGCUCAAAGUGACGUCACGUGCAUGCACAGAAUCAGCAAAAAGUGACGUGUGCGUGCGCAGAUGUACCGUCGCUAGUUAUGUUUGCUUCUAGAUAUGAACGGGGCUCCAGAAUGGAUCCCGUUCGUAUCCAGAGGUACCACUGUACAGUGGUACCUCGGUUUACAAACUUAACCCGUUCCGGAAGUCCAUUCUUAAACUGAAGACUAAACCGUUCUUAAAUUGAGGUGCACUUUCCCUAAUGAGGCCUCCUGCCACCGGUGCCCUUCCACCGUUCAGAUUCCGUUCUUAGACUGAGGUAAAGUUCACAAACCAGAACACUACUUCCGGUUUUCCGGAGUUCGUAAACCGAAUAGUUCGUAAACAGGGCCGUUCUUAAACCGAGGUACCACUGUAAUAUGGAUGCUUAGUGCACAACUUGCACCACUAUAUUCCAAGAAGUGGCUUGCUUUUGUGUCAUUUGACAGCUGAAAAAUAAUGUGGAAAUUUAAAGUUAGGGAAAUGUGAUGCUGGGCUAGGCCGCCGUAUGAAUGCAGCCAAAGUAGAGUUCCUCCGAAGCUCAGGGAACCUUGCCAUAAUAACACGGUGCAAACCCAUUUGCUCCUAACAUGCUUUCUCCAAACUGAGGGGUCCACAACCCCCAUCAGCUCCACCUAGCACAGGUUUCCAAAGCAUUUAGAAGACCCCUCAGUAAACUCGCAAGCAGAACCUGAGCACAACAGCGCUCUCCCCACUUGUGAGUCAGCUGAACUAACUCAGUCAGUAGAGCAGACUCUUAAUAUCAGCGUCAUGGGUUCAAACCCAACGUUGAGCAUUACAGGGGGUUGGAAUAGAUGACCCUAUGGGUCCCUCCCAGCACUACAAUUUAUGAUUCUCAAAAAUGUGUAUAAUGAAUAAAGAAUAUCCUGGCAAGUGACCAUCAAUGAUAAUUCCCACUUGCUAUUGGUCUGCCUUUUUAAAUAUUUAGGUUUCCUGUUUUAUAAUCUUAAUGCCAGUGAAUCCAGCCAGGUGAGGGGAAAUUGUACCUGAGAACUGGAGCAUAAAUACAUGGUCCCAGCUAUAGAGUCUCUGCCUGACAGCUGUGUUCCUCCAUUGUUUCUUCUUCCCCAUGUGCUAUUACUAGGCGAUCUCCCUCUCUGCUGUUGGCUUUGGGGGUCAUGUGGCCUGGGCCACCUUCAGCGCCACCAAAAACCAUUACAGUGGUACCUCGGGUUACUUAAUUCGUUCCUGAGGUCCAUUCUUAACCUGAAACUGUUCUCAACAUGAAGCACCACUUUAGCUAAUGGGGCCUCCUGCUUCUGCCGUGCCGCCGGAGCACGAUUUCUGUUCUCAUCCUGAAGCAAAGUUUUUAACCUGAAGCACUAUUUCUGGGUUAGCGGAGUCUGUAACCUGAAGCGUAUGUAACCUGAAGCGUAUGUAACCUGAAGCAUAUGUAACCCGAGGUACCACUGUACAUGGCAGGUGUGGGGGGUUUGAUGACCCUUCACACAAACAGUAUCAUGCCUAUAUCCCACAUCCCAACUGUUGUGUGUGGGCCCAGGAAGGAGAUAUCGCUGCCACGUAUUCGGUGCGCAGAUGUAGCUACUGCUUCCCGGGGGAUGGCCCUCUCUCAAUGUCUCCGUUCAUGGAAAUGCAGUUUGGUGUGAUCACAGGGGCUCUGCCCCAGAACCCCUUCCAAAUCUUGCAUCCUUAAUAAAUAAAUGAAUUCUAAGGACCCUGUGGCUGCAUCUCUUGCGAAUGUAGAAAUGGCCAUUUGUCUCUUGGACCCUGAUCUGUCCAUGACUUCAGAAUAAAGGAACCCUGAAUUGGCGAGAGAGGACUAUAGCAUUUCAGGCUGCAGGUGUGAGCCCACCAGUGCUGAAUGUCCUCUCCCCCCCUUUUGCUCCCUGCAGGUUUUUGUUUUUUUAAAGGCAUAUCAGAGGAUGAGUUGAGCACAGCUCAUUCCUUCCUGUUCUGGCUUUCUGUUGCUAGCUAGCUUCUGCAUAGAGGGAGGGGUCUAGGGUUCAAAUUUGCUCUCCCCAGGCCAAGACACCCUUUGCCAGACCUGCUUUUGCACCCUCCUCUCGUGUUUUCUCAUGGCUCGAAUGUGUUUUGGAUCAUUCUUCUCGGUUUCCUAGCUAGAGAGGGGCAUGCGAGCGCAAGGAAGCUUGCCCGCUGCACAAAAUCCACAUCUAUUGCUCUGUCCUCCUCCCACUCCUGGCAGGCGGCCCCCAGGAGGUUGUCCAGAAGGGAUUGUGGCCCUUGAGUGAAAAAAGGUUCCAUCUCUCGUGUCAUAAAAGGACAUUUAAAAAAACAACAACCGAACCCCUGCCUGUGCUCUGAAAUGGUACAACCGUUUUUUGCUCAUCUCAAAAUUCCUCACACCUCUUUUCUCUGCAGGUCUGGAGUAGAGCUGAAUGAUUAGACUUUUGGGUUGUGGCUUUCAUUUUUAUGUAUUCAUUCAUUAAUCCCCCCCCCCCAUUCAUUGCUAUUUGUUCUUCUAACAACAAAAAUACGAUGUUUCCAAGAUUUAAGCACCUUUACUUCCAAUCUUACUUUUCCCUUUAAUAAAGUUCUCUUCUGUUCUGGAGCAGUUUCUCCCUCCUUUUUGCCCUUUCCUUGCUCCCAUUAAAAGUAAUUGUCCUAAAACAACCAGGUUUCUUAAGCUCUUUGGCACACAGGUACAUGUUUUAUGUUACUCACCUUCAGGAUGAUAAUUGCUUAUCCCUGAAACUUUUUAAGGUAAAUGGACACUGAUAUAUAUUUUUUCUUGGUUGGUGAUUGUACAGAAGAGUUAACUACGUCUAUUGUAAAUUUCUAAUUUAUCAUUGUACAAAAGACCCCAAACUUUGCUAUUUAAUUUUUGUAUCAAAAUAAAAAGAAAAUGUUUUUAU
Podarcis lilfordi (Lilford's wall lizard) is the source of this 14316-nucleotide messenger RNA. NCBI's taxonomy places the organism in Eukaryota, Metazoa, Chordata, Lepidosauria, Squamata, Lacertidae. The record is from the annotation of a GenBank genome assembly.